Messenger RNA from Trichosurus vulpecula (common brushtail), 6903 nucleotides. It is a transcript of the gene ATXN7, whose product is annotated as ataxin 7. The transcript is spliced from 11 exons. The record is from RefSeq and is a predicted model, not a curated record. NCBI's taxonomy places the organism in Eukaryota, Metazoa, Chordata, Mammalia, Diprotodontia, Phalangeridae. The coding region runs from base 4 to 2778 and encodes 924 amino acids.
AGAAUGUCGGAGAGGGCCGCGGAUGACGUCAGAGGGGAGCCGCGCAGAGCGGCGGCGGCGGCGGGAGGAGCAGCGGCGGCCGCCAGGCAGCAGCACCAACAGCAGCAGCAGCAGCAGCAGCCGCCCCAGCCGCGGCCGCCCCUCCAGCAGCAGCAGCCGCCGCAGCAGCAGCAGCCGCGGCUCCGGCUGGCAGAGAGCGGAGGCGGCGGCGCGAGCUGCGGCAGCGGCGCCUCCACCUCCGCAGCCACAAUGGCGACCGUCGGGGAGCGCAGGUCUCUGCCCAGUCCAGAGGCGAUGGUCGGACAGCCGUGGAACCACUGGGUAGAAGCUGCGAAACUUCCUGGGAAGGACGGGUCUGAAUUGGAGGAAAGUUUGAAGGAGUUUGGGAAAAAUCGCGAAGUAAUGCGGCUGUGCCGAGAAGAUAUGCCAAUAUUUGGUCUCUGUCCAGCCCAUGAUGAUUUCUAUUUGGUGAUAUGUAACCACUGUAAUCAGGUCGUUAAACCACAGGCAUUUCAAUCACAUUAUGAAAGAAGACACAGCUCCUCCAACAAGCCCCCUCUGACGGCACCGCCCCCUUCCAUGUAUUCCUUCUUUUCUUCCCUGUCAAAAAGUAAAGGUAACAACAGUAGCGCAGGUGGGAACAGCCGUUCUUGUGGUGGAAGCGUUAUCAGCGCACCCUCAUCCAAUUCCAAGUUGUUGAAAUCUCCCAAAGACAAGCCGCAGCUCAGUGGAAACAGUAGGCCAAUGCAUCCGGUACAGCACAGCCGAAUUCCCCAUGAUAAAAUCUUGACGCCUUCGGUCAAGGUGGAAAAGAUCCACCCAAAGAUGGAUGGGGCACUACUGAAAACUGCUCUCGGUUCGGCUGCCUCUGCUACUGUGAGUUCCUCCAUCAAGACUGGCCUUAAUUGUCCCUCAAUACCAAAGCCACCCUUGCCUUCCCCUGGACAGAUACUGAAUGGUCAAGGUCUUCUUCCUGCCCCUCCAGUUUUGGAAAAGAAGUCAGAAGAUCAUUCAAAUAAUAGGAAGUUUUUACAUAAGAGAUUAUCAGAGAGAGAGUUUGAUCCCGACAUAUAUUGUGGUGUCAUUGAUGUGGAGACCAAGAAGCCGUGCACUAGGUCUUUGACAUGCAAGACACAUUCCUUGACCCAGCGGAGGGCUGUCCAGGGUCGCAGAAAACGCUUCGAUGUGUUGUUAGCUGAGCACAAAAACAAAAGCAGGGAAAAAGAGCUGCUCCGCCAUCCCGAUCAGCAGCAGCUGCCGCAGCAGCAGAUCCCACCUCUCAGGGAACCACACGCCUCCCCUUCUAAAACAUCACCGGAACUGCACCAAAACUCUCACGGAGUGAUUCCUGCAGAGUCAAAGCCUUUAGUAUCUAAUAAACCCAGACCUCACAACCCCAGUCUUCCAAGGCCUCCAGGCUUCCUGGCCCCACCCAGUGGGAAUGCACCCUCCGAUUCUCCUGCCGCUAAUGAGUCUCCGCACCCUCCCCUGCCUUCGACUGAGCCAGCAUCUCGGGGAUCCAGUGACGAGGGAGAAGGCGAUGAGAAGGAAGAAUCUGUGGAAAAACUGGAUUGUCAUUAUUCAGCCCAUCACCCUCAGCCAGCGUCCUUUUGCACAUUUGGUAGUCGACAGAUUGGAAGGGGCUAUUUUGUUUUUGAUAAGAGGUGGAACCAUAUCCGAUGUGCCCUUAACUUCAUGGUGGACAAGCAUCUUAAUUCCCAGAUGUGGAAGAAAAUCCCUCCAGCACCUAGUAAUUUGGCAUCUGUUCGUGUUCCCCAGAGGACAAAUUCUGUGCCCCUGUCGCCCUAUGGCAUAAGCCCCCCGGGUUCUGUUUCCUCCACAGUGUCACCAUCACCAGUGUUGAUUUCGCCCUCCUGCAUCCCUCUGAACAGCAAGUCUGUACCAGCCCAUGGAACAACACUCAACGCCCCCCCGGCUGCUCUGGGGGCCGUGGACCCUGCGUGCGGCAUUCAGGCCCGACAGGUGUCCUCUUUGUCCCCUUUGGCCCCUUCCGUGCUUUCCUCAGUACCUUCCCCCGUGUCUGGGAAACCUCAGAAACUGAAAUCCAACAAAUCUUUGAAGCCUAAGGAGUCUCCUGCUAACAGCACGAACUGUAACAGUAUCAGCAGCAGCGGCAGCUCAGGAAAGAAACGCAAAAACAUUUCCCCACUGUUCACACACUCUUCCUCCUCUUCUUCCUCCUCCUCCUCUUCCUCCUCCUCCUCUUCCUCCUCCUCUUCCUCCUCCUCCUCUUCCUCCUCUUCUUCUCCUCAUUCCACAGACUCUUUUAGGAAAAAUUGUGUGGUUAACUCUGGAAACUCUGGGACCGUUUAUCCUUCCCCAAUGACAUCGUCCCAUAGCAUCAGCCUCAACUGUCUGACUAAUAAAGCCAAUUCUGUGGGCAUAAGGCACAACCAAUCAGGGAGGGGUCCCCUGAUGGGGAGCCCCUCGGAAUCCAUCAAGAGGAUGAGCGUGAUGGUGAACAGCGGCGAUUCCACUCUUUCCUUGGGCCCGUUUGUCCAUCAGUCCAGCGAGCUGAUGAUGGCUGCUAAUUCGCAUGGCGGCUUUUCCCACUCCCAUCCCCCUCUCGACAAACUCCUAGGGAAGAAGAGAAAGGGUGCCCCAGGCUCCAGCGCCAUCCACCACAGCAGCCAGUCCGGCAAGGUUGCCAAACUGCCAUCCAUGAACAGCGUUCACACCAAGCACCCUGGCCCACUCCCAGGGACACAAGGGCUGGCAAACAACUCUCUUCUUCCUCAGCCAAAGGCCCGUCCCUGACAGCUGGAAUAAAUACCAUAGUGAGAAAAGAACUGGACAGUUUUCACUACAAGUCAAACCUCCACCUGGCACUCUGGACUCCACGAUGCCUUUGAGUCUCUCCCAGCUUCCUGUGGUCCUCAGGUGUAGAAAUCUGCUGGACUGUUUGUUGUUCUAAAAAAGGAAUUCCCUGAAGCCAUGUCUGUAGCAGUGAACACCCUUAAUAGACCCUGGAUCGGGUUCAGCCACAGAAUUGCUUUUAUCAGUGUUAAAAGUGGUCUGGACUGCUUGCUACAAAUCUGUGAGAUUUUUACUUGCAGGAAGACAUCAUAUUGCCACUCUUUGAUAAAGAUUGGCUGGGCAAAAAGAUGUUUUGGGCAGAACUUUCCCACAGACUUCCUUCUUCCUCCCAGGCCAGCCCCCCUGGGGUCAUCCACAAGCAGUUAGGCACCCACCCUCUGGAUGACACCAAGGGAGGUACGGGGAGUGACCCUUCAGAAGGGAAUGUGGCUUUAUUGUUCGGGCAAUGGAAGACAGACAGUAGCCCAACUCAGCAGAACAAAACAGAGCGUACUUUUGCCCAGCCUUUUGCAAGUAACUUGGGAUAAGGAGCUGUCAGGAGUUUCUAACUUUUAAAAAGUUAGUUGUUUAAGCCAUCGAUGCCCAGAAAGCAAGUAUAAACUAUUUUGGAGGAAUACUUUUCAUGGUACAAAAGCAAUUCUAUGUGCUUUUUUAAUAAGAUGCAACUGAAAAGGAAUAUAAAAAUGCUAACUAGUUUUGAUAGAGGAAAGCCAAAUGAAAAAAAAAAUCACUGUAGGGGAAAAACCCUAUGCCGAGAUUUCCAAAGAAAUGUAAUUUCUUUUACAAGGGUAUUCCAUAGAGUCUUCACAUUGAAACAGCAUAUCAAAGUAGGUUGAUUAUACCUUCUAGCCUCGUUCUAUUUUCUAAAAAUUGCCUUUUUAAGAUGAAAUUAAUAGGAUACCAGAGAAAUGAGCAUUCAUAUUUUUAAUGUUUUUGGAGGUGAGUUAUGUGAGUUCUCCUCAACCUUCUCCAGAUACUGUAACAGAAAUCAGUUUUAAACAUCAGCUUGACCUGACCCUGUUUGUUAAACCCCCUCUGUGUCAGUACAGAUGAUUAAUUGGUUGGUUUUUGGUUUUUUGUGGAGGAGCUGGGGCCCGCAGCGUGGAGUGGAAAAUUUCACAUGCUGCCUAAAUAGCGUUUCUUUUCAUUCAUGUUCAUCUCCCAAGGAUCUCCAGGAUCUGUGCUUUCACCUUCCCAAGAGGGUUUUCUGAUCCAUCCAGGACAUUUCCCACCCACUCACCCCACCCCCCAGAGUGAAAUCUUUAAAGGGCUGAACGUCGUCAGAAUGUAACUGCUGGAGAAGUCACUCGUCACUUACUCGGGGGAGUGUUACCUGUGUCUCUCAGAGGGCUGAUCCCCCCUGCUGCUGUCAGUCAAAAACCCCCCUCUGUACAUCCUGCAUUCUCCCCUCCUUUUUCCUGCUCCUGUGUCAUGAACUACCAUUUCAGGGACCCUGAAGCCAGCAAAUGGUAGAACAAAAGCUCAGGUUGUUGGCCUAAUAAAGUCAGCUGCUCCAGACUCAUUAGAUACAGACCUGAGCACGUGUGGAACAACAAAAGACCCUUUAUGCAGACACUUUAGAGAGAAAUGUAUGUAAAAUAGUAAUUUUCUUGAAAGGGGUGGGAUAUUUUUCAUUGAUUAUGCAAUCAGUCACCAAAUGUUUUUAGGGUAAAAUAGGACAGCUAAUAAAAGAGUACAGACAUGUAGAAGGGGCUAUUUUCUUAGGUUAUUUGGAAAAACCAAUAGAAUGACUAGGUGACCUCCAAGGUCCCUCAGGCCAGCUCUAGAUCUAUGAUUUUAUGACCUCCCAGGAGCCAGCUGUAGGUGGGGAGGAGGGGGAGUGUCCGAACAGCCUCUUGUUGAAUCCAAGCACCCUCCACGCUUGGCGUAACAAGGGCAUUUUUGGUUUGAGUAGAUUUCCGUUUCAAAGCCAAGAAGGGAAUGUGAUGGCAAUAAACAAAGUCAGUUUUAAGUGAUAGAAUUUGUCUAAGAUUAUGUUACUCCAGAAAAAAGAAGUAAAAAGGCUACAUGAUGGCAAGUCAGAGCUGAUUCCGAAUAAUGUAGAUAUUUAGAAUAGCAGGUGUUGAUCAUUUGGAUUUCUUUUAGAUUGGGGUUUUUAAUUCCAUUCUCAUUAUGUCUCCUGGUAGUACGUACAUAAAGCAACCAGAUUAGGAAAUUAGCCAUGCCACAAACCAACCUACUCACACAGUGCUAUGGCACUGUAGACUGGUGGGUUGUUUUUUUCUUGGAACUUUUAUUUUCUCCUACAAUUAUCUUAGUACUUAUAAAUAAUUAAGAUAAUUUAAAACAGUAGCACAAGUACUUUUUGGAUUAAAUUAACUUGGAAAACCAAAUUUGCAGUGGUUGGGUUGUUUCUAGACAGAUUUUGGUAUUAAUUUAAAACCAAGACAAUUUUUAUAUUCUUUCCAUAGAAUUUCAUGACAAACUCCUGCAGUUUUCUUAACCUAUUUAAAAAAAUUGCUGCAAUGAUGAACAAAGAAUUAAUACAAAACCUACUUUUGUAUCUUUAUUUUGGAAUUUCUUGUUCUAUUAUAAAUAUUGAAGUAUCCCUAUUUCAGAAAACAUAUUUUGUUAAAAUUGAUUGUACAUAUUUAAAUAUGUAUUUUUGCACAGGUCUUUUUUUCUUAUAUCCAGUUUUGGUACAAUUGAGAUCAUCUAGUAUUUAUUUAUUAAUUAAUAAAAAAGUAAGUACCUUUUUAUAAUUUGAAGUGGUUCACUGCCAAGCCAAUAGUCCUAGAACUUGCCUACUCUAAAAUUUAAGGGAUGCCUCUGUUUCGUGAAAGUCUCUGUCCCUUUUAAUGUCUUGGGAGUGGAUUCAUAGAGAUUAACUGGGCAUUACUUCUAGUAAAUUGCCUAAUUCCCCAGAAGACUACAUUUAGUGAAGUGACACACUGCUUCUCCUUUGUUCCUGUUUUGUGAAUGCCUGUCAGUGCAGAUGUCUGUGUGUGUGUGCACGCGUGUAUGUGCGUGUGUGCGUGCCCGUGUGUGUGCGCGCUUGCAUGUGCAAGCCACUAGUAUGUGGUGGUUUAAAACUAAUGGAAAAAAAAACUGAAAAGUGCCUGAUAUAACUAGUUUCAAGCUUGGACUGUGUAGACAGAUUCUCCUUUAAAAGACUUGAAUGUUAAGUUGAAUAUAUUUUUAUUUUAUUUUUAUUUUUUUUUUGGAGCUUGCUUUUUCCACCUAACAUCAUUUCCAAAAUUUUAGGGGAGGAGUUAAAAAAAAUUACCUAAGCUGGUAAUUGGAUAAAGUAUUUUAAAAUAAGACAUUUUGGUUUGAAACAAUCCUGGUGGGUGAUAAAACUGUCCCACGAUGCCAAGAGUUGGAAUCUUUUUUCAGCCAGCAGUUUUACAAGACACGUCUUGUUUUGUUAAUUUACUCAUAACAUGCAGAGUUUAAAAUAGAAUAUGUAAAAUAUUUUCUACUCCAAAAAUCUAACAAAAAGAAGUACCUCUGAGAACAUUGAAGGAAAAAAAGCAUGAUCUGAGAAAUGUAACUGAAGGCCACUGUCUUCCUCUAAAGAGUUCUCUUGCCAAGGGCCUUCCCUGCUGUCUCUCCUUCUGCCUCCAGGAAAGAGUUGGGCUACACAUGAUUGUUAAGGGUUUGCUGUUUAGCAGAGAAUAAUCAUUUUUACCUUUUGUGCAAAACCUGUUACAUUUUCAGAUCAUUUAAAAUGAGCACUACGCGCUGUCGAUGUGAAUGUAGGGCCUGGAAAGCAUCUUGCUCUGUUUUGAGCCUGGUUCUAAAAGCAAUCUCCGGUGUCAAGUGUGUGACUAGUGUGAUAAUUUGUACACAAGAUGAAGAGCAUCUCAGCUGGACUUUGGGUUGGCUGCUGUAUAGUACAUGAACAAAUGUCAUGGGAUAGAAAAUUACUUUGGAUAUUUAAAAGAAAAGAAAUAUAUAGUCUAUUUGUUUUGUAACAAGUUUCUGUAAAUAAAAUAAUUUAUACUAUUUAUAAGAAAAAGUUGUGCUUUGCUUUAUGAAAAAUUAGUUUGUGGAACAAACCUGUUACUAAACCAGGCAAUAAAAUGAGGACUUCUUAAUAAA